Messenger RNA from Cannabis sativa, 4853 nucleotides. RefSeq names its product ABC transporter G family member 32. The transcript is spliced from 24 exons. The record is from RefSeq and is a predicted model, not a curated record. Bases 309 to 4574 code for a protein of 1421 amino acids. NCBI's taxonomy places the organism in Eukaryota, Viridiplantae, Streptophyta, Magnoliopsida, Rosales, Cannabaceae. Gene Ontology annotation, cellular component: membrane. Gene Ontology annotation, molecular function: ATP hydrolysis activity; ATP binding; ABC-type transporter activity.
GCAAUUUGUAAUACUAACUUUAACGCAUGGCAUGAUAUGAUACAGAUUUUAGAGAGAGAAAGUAAACACAGACACUCUUAGAGAGAGAAAGAGAGUGAAAGAGAGAGAGAGAGAGUACGCCAUUAAUGCAAAGCUCAACCACCUUGUUGGCAAAUUAUGGACUAGAAAUAGUAGUAGCUGAGCCUCACAGAACUAUCUUACCAAAAAUGCCAGGCUCGCAUUGAAGCCCUACCUUUUUCUCUCUGCAUUAUCUCUUGGCAGAGAAUUUUGAAGCUUUUGCGGGGAUAUAGUGGUGGCUUUUUUCCGAGAUGUGGAACUCGGCGGAGAACGUUUUCGCGCGAUCGUCAUCGUUCAGAGAGAAUGGGGAAGACGAGGAGGCGCUCCGAUGGGCGGCGCUGGAGAGGCUUCCGACAUACAAGCGUGUCCGGCGUGGAAUUUUUAAGGACGUCGUUGGAGAUACCAAGGAGGUCGACGUCAGCGAGCUUGAGUCUCCGGAGCAGAAGCUUCUUUUGGAACGGUUGGUCAAUGCCGUUGAAGAUGAUCCUGGCCGUUUUUUUGAUCGAAUGAGAAGAAGAUUUGAUGCAGUAGAUUUAGAGUUUCCCAAGGUUGAGGUUCGAUAUCAGAAUUUGAAGGUCGAAUCAUUUGUCCACGUGGGAAGCAGAGCGCUUCCAACCAUUCCCAACUUCGUAUCAAAUAUGGCGGAGAGUUUGUUAAGACAACUCCGGAUAUACAGAGGACAAAGGAGCAAAUUGACCAUCUUAGACAACAUAAAUGGGAUCAUAAGACCUUCAAGAUUGACCCUGCUUUUGGGUCCUCCAAGUUCUGGAAAGACGUCGCUUAUGCUUGCUCUUGCUGGGCGUCUUGGACCAGGUUUGCAGAUGUCAGGAAGCAUUACAUAUAACGGGCAUGAUUUUCAUGAGUUUGUUCCUCAAAGGACAUCUGCGUAUGUAAGCCAACAGGAUUGGCAUGUAGCGGAGAUGACAGUCAGGGAAACUCUUGAGUUAGCAGGGCGUUGUCAAGGUGUUGGAUUUAAAUAUGAUAUGUUAUUGGAACUUGCAAGAAGGGAAAAGGUUGCAGGAAUAAAACCUGAUGAAGAUCUUGAUUUAUUCAUGAAGUCGUUAGCUCUUGGGGGCCAGGAGACAGGUCUUGUGGUGGAGUAUAUCAUGAAGAUUUUAGGGUUGGACAUAUGUGCUGACACAUUAGUAGGAGAUGAAAUGCUUAAGGGAAUCUCAGGUGGCCAAAAGAAGCGACUUACUACAGGUGAAUUGCUUGUAGGUCCAGCGAGAGUCCUUUUCAUGGAUGAAAUAUCAAACGGGCUUGAUAGUUCAACUACUUAUCAAAUCAUCAAAUAUCUUAGGCAUUCCACCCGCGCACUUGAUGGGACAACUGUUAUUUCUCUUCUUCAACCUGCUCCUGAAACCUUCGAGUUGUUUGAUGAUGUCAUUCUCUUGUGUGAAGGCCAGAUUGUAUAUCAGGGUCCUCGUGAAGCUGCUCUUGAUUUCUUCGCAUCUAUGGGAUUUAGCUGUCCUGAUAGAAAGAAUGUAGCAGAUUUUCUGCAAGAAGUGAUAUCAAAGAAGGACCAAGAACAGUACUGGUCGAAUUUCGACCUCCCUUACCGUUAUAUACCAGUGAAAAAAUUCGCUGAUGCUUUUCGUUCAUUUCACACUGGCAAAAAUCUUGCUUCAGAACUAGCCCUUCCUUUUGAUAGACGCUAUAACCACCCAGCAGCCUUGUCAACCUCUCGUUAUGGUAUGCCAAGACUUGAGCUUCUUAAGACAAGUUAUAACUGGCAGAAGCUGUUGAUGAAGCGUAAUUCAUUUAUAUAUGUCUUCAAAUUUAUUCAGCUACUUUUCGUUGCUCUGAUAACGAUGAGUGUCUUCUUUCGAACGACAUUGCACCACGAUACAAUCGAUGAUGGGGGCUUAUAUCUUGGGGCACUAUACUUUUCAAUGGUUAUUAUUCUUUUCAAUGGCUUUACAGAGGUAUCAAUGUUGGUGGCCAAGCUUCCAGUUCUUUACAAGCAUAGGGACUUGCGGUUCUACCCAAGCUGGGUCUACACACUCCCUUCUUGGAUUCUGAGUAUCCCAACGUCACUUAUGGAGUCUGGGUUUUGGGUUGCCGUCACAUAUUAUGUGAUUGGAUAUGAUCCAGCAGUCACUAGAUUUCUUAAGCAGUUUUUGUUGUAUUUCUCUCUGCACCAAAUGUCGAUAGCUCUCUUUCGUCUUAUGGGAUCCUUGGGCCGAAAUAUGAUAGUUGCUAACACAUUUGGAUCUUUUGCAAUGCUAGUUGUGAUGGCACUUGGAGGGUACAUCAUCUCAAGAGAUCGUGUUCCAAGUUGGUGGAUAUGGGGUUUCUGGUUUUCUCCUUUGAUGUAUGCACAAAAUGCAGCUUCUGUGAAUGAAUUCCUUGGACAUUCCUGGGAUAAGGUAGUUGGAAAUGCUACCAGCUCUUCUACAUUAGGAGAGGCAUUGCUAAAAGCUCGCAGUUUGUUUUCUGAGAGCUACUGGUAUUGGAUUGGUGUUGGUGCUUUGCUUGGCUAUACACUCCUCUUCAAUUUGAUGUUCACAUUCUUCCUUUCUUACCUUAACCCUUUGGGAAGGCAACAGGCUGUAGUCUCUAAGCAAGAGUUACGAGAAAGAGAGAAAAGAAGAAAAGGAGAACCUGUUGUUAUUGAGCUUAGACACUACUUGGAGCACUCGGGGUCUUUGAAUGGUAAACAUUUUAAGCAAAGAGGCAUGGUUCUACCAUUUCAACCACUUUCCAUGGCUUUCAGUAAUAUCAAUUAUUAUGUCGAUGUCCCUUUGGAACUGAAGCAACAAGGAGUUGUAGAAGACAGAUUGCAACUGUUGGUUAAUGUUACUGGGGCAUUUAGGCCAGGGAUUCUUACUGCCUUAGUUGGGGUGAGUGGCGCUGGAAAAACCACACUCAUGGAUGUCCUAGCUGGUAGAAAAACUGGCGGGAUUGUAGAAGGGGACAUAUAUAUAUCUGGUUAUCCCAAAAGGCAAGAAACAUUUGCAAGAGUAUCAGGUUACUGUGAGCAGAGUGACAUUCAUUCUCCUUGCUUGACCAUUAUGGAAUCACUAUUAUUCUCUGCUUGGCUUCGGCUGCCAUCGGAUGUUGACUUGGAGACACAGAAGGCUUUUGUGGAUGAAGUGAUGGAACUUGUGGAACUCUCUUCGCUGAGUGGGGCAUUGGUUGGUCUACCUGGGGUAGAUGGCUUGUCAACUGAACAAAGAAAAAGGCUAACAAUAGCAGUAGAGCUAGUUACCAACCCUUCAAUCGUAUUUAUGGAUGAGCCCACAUCAGGGUUAGAUGCAAGAUCAGCAGCCAUUGUGAUGAGAACAGUGAGGAAUAUUGUUAACACUGGUCGCACAAUAGUUUGCACAAUCCAUCAGCCUAGCAUAGACAUAUUUGAAUCUUUUGAUGAGCUUUUGUUUAUGAAGCGCGGAGGAGAGCUCAUAUAUGCUGGUCCUCUUGGUCCAAGGUCAUGUGAGCUCAUCAAGUAUUUUGAGGCAAUUGAAGGGGUGACACCGAUUAGGCCUGGAUAUAAUCCUGCUACAUGGAUGCUUGAUGUUACUUCUUCAGCUGAAGAAAGCCGUUUGGAAGUAGACUUUGCAGAAAUUUACCGACGAUCAAGUUUAUUUCAACGUAACAGAGAUUUGGUUGAAAACCUAAGCAGGCCUAGUUCUAAUGCAAAAGAACUAAACUUCCCAACCAAGUAUUCGCAAUCAAGUUUUGAACAAUUUGUCACUUGUCUUUGGAAGCAAAACUUGUCGUAUUGGAGAAACCCCCAAUAUACUGCUGUUCGUUUCUUUUACACUGUCAUCAUCUCAUUGAUGUUUGGGACAAUAUGCUGGAAAUUUGGUGCUAGAAGGGAGACCCAGCAGGAUAUAUUUAAUGCCAUGGGAUCCAUGUAUGCAGCUAUCCUAUUUGUUGGAAUUACUAAUGCCACUGCAGUUCAACCUGUUGUUUCUGUUGAAAGAUUCGUCUCUUACAGAGAAAGGGCUGCAGGGAUGUACUCGGCUUUACCAUUUGCAAUGGCUCAGGUUGCAAUUGAGUUCCCCUACGUAUUUGCACAAUCAAUGAUCUAUAGCACAGUUUUCUACUCCAUGGCUCAGUUUGACUGGACUUUCUUGAAAUUUAUCUGGUACAUAUUCUUCAUGUAUUUUACGAUGCUGUACUUUACAUUUUAUGGAAUGAUGACUACUGCUAUCACGCCAAACCACAAUGUUGCUGCCAUCAUUGCUGCUCCAUUUUAUAUGCUGUGGAAUCUUUUCAGCGGCUUUAUGAUUCCUCACAAGAGAAUUCCCGUAUGGUGGAGAUGGUACUACUGGGCGAACCCUGUAGCCUGGAGUCUUUAUGGGCUGCUCGCUUCGCAAUAUGGAGAUGAUAAUGGGCUUGUUAAACUAUCAGAUGGAGUUCACGAGGUAGCUAUAAAAACAUUACUCAAAGAAGUGUUUGGUUUCAGACACGAUUACUUGGGCGUGGCAGGUAUUAUGGUGGUUGGUUUCUGUGCGUUCUUUGCAUUGAUUUUUGCCUUUGCAAUAAAAGCUUUCAACUUCCAGAGGAGAUGACAAAUGGGAACCAGUUCAAUUGCAUAUAUACCAACAUAAAAAUACUAUAUAUAGUUUAUAUUUAUUGUGUGUUUUCAGAAUUAAUUUUUCCAUUUCAAGGAAAUAUAAGCUUUAAGUGGAUUUCUGUAUAGUAACAACAUUAUAUAUAGAAGGAUUCUAUUCUUUUUUCAUAGAGAACAGCAGAUGAUGGCUAAUGGUCAUAAUAAGCUGGAAAAUUUACGUGUAAAACUAAUAAUGCUUAUGGUUUAUGAGUACAUGUUUAAGGAAUUGUUUACUUAA